AUGGCGUCCGAGACAGAUCAGCAACUGACAGAAAACUCCAUUCUACACUCUCUCAAUCUCAGUCCUGCCGAUGAGGAGCUGUUGUCGGUCUUUCACCAAGACAUUCUCGAGGCCGUCAAAGUACUCAAGCAUGCCAUCGACAAUGAUUUCAAAUCCCAUGCAAUCCCGAGCAACGUCAAGAAGCUGCCGAGCCGCAAGUCGCGCCUAGUGAGACAGGAGGUGCAGGUUAUCAGUCAACUCCUCUUCCCCGACUACAGUCUUGACAAAGCAAUCAUCCAUUAUGAGGCCAGUCGUCGGAAAGCCUGCAAGAUUGUCCGAGCCAACGAGGAAUACGACAAGGCGACCAAGGAGGCUCUCAAGGUGAGCCCGGAGUUGCAAGGACCGUGGGCUGGGCAAGAGCUUGAUCCCAUCCCUCUGACCGGUCCCGUAGCUCGGCCAAUGCCUGUGCAGAUCGGCGACGAGGAGCAUUUCAAGGAUUGCUUUCGUUUCUUGGCUUCUGACAUGGACCCGAACGAUUUCCUCCCUGGCGGAUCGAAGCACGCUCCAGGUCAGGACAAAGCGCACAACUUGCGGGUGGGCCACGAGCUGAUCUGGGGGACGCCGAUGGUCGAUUUCAAUCGCGGCUGUCACGGUCUCGACAAAUGCCAAGUGUGGGAUACCCCGCACAAGGCUGACUACCCUACACGAGGCUGA
Messenger RNA from Fonsecaea nubica, 693 nucleotides. RefSeq lists its product as hypothetical. Bases 1 to 693 code for a protein of 230 amino acids. The transcript has a single exon. The record is from RefSeq and is a predicted model, not a curated record. Lineage: Eukaryota; Fungi; Ascomycota; Eurotiomycetes; Chaetothyriales; Herpotrichiellaceae.